Tripterygium wilfordii is the source of this 1023-nucleotide messenger RNA. RefSeq lists its product as uncharacterized. Gene Ontology annotation, biological process: DNA integration. The annotation marks the transcript as partial. The transcript is spliced from 4 exons. Gene Ontology annotation, molecular function: nucleic acid binding. The record is from RefSeq and is a predicted model, not a curated record. NCBI's taxonomy places the organism in Eukaryota, Viridiplantae, Streptophyta, Magnoliopsida, Celastrales, Celastraceae.
GGAACAAACUAUGUCAACUGGAAAAAAAAUUUGGAUAUUGUGCUCACCUCUGAAGAGUACAAAUUUGUGUUGAUUGAAGUAUGCCCUGAAUUGCCUGAGGAGGGUGCCACUGAUGAGCAAAUCAGUGCUCACAAGAAGUGGAAGAAGGCUGAUGAAAUGGCUAGAUGCUACAUGUUAGCAUCAAUGUCAGACGUGUUGCAAACAGAACACCAGAAUAUGACAAGUGCCUAUGACAUCAUUUAUAGCCUAAAGGAGAUGUUUGGUGAUCAAGGUAGAGCCGCAAGGCAGACUGUCACGAAAACACUUCUAAACACCCAUAUGAAGGAAGGAGCCAAUGUAAGUGAGCACACUCUUAAGAUGAUGAGUCUUUUGAAUGAGCUCGAAGUACUUGGUGCUGAUAUUGAUGGUGAAAGCCAGAUCGAUAUCGUACUUCAAUCUCUUCCUGAUAGCUAUGAGAAUUUUCGGCUGAAUUAUAACAUGAACAAAAGGCUUUAUACCUUGUUGGAACUUCUCAAUGAGCUUAAAGGAGCAGAGAAAUUUCAACCUAAGCAAGCUAAGGUCAAUCUGAAUGAGAAAGGAUCUUCUGCUAAACCGAAAGGUAAAAAGAAGAAAAAGACUCAAAAGAAGAAUAAAUCAGUCGACUCCAAAGCAAGAGGAGGUUAUGAGUACUUCGUCACUUCGAUAGACGAUUACUCAAGCUAUAAGGCAGUUACAGAGAAGCGUUUAAGAAAGAGUAUCAAAACACUACGAUCUGAUCGUGGUGGCGAAUAUCUCUCAGGAGAGUUUAUGGAAUACUUAAACGCAGAAAGGAUUUCAUCCCAGCUGACUGCGCCAGGCACACCACAACAAAAUGGUGUGGUAGAAAGGUGGAAUAGGACUCUUAUGGAAAUGGGAACACUGGAAAGUUGGAAUCAAGAAUUGAAGUAUGUUUUUUCGCUGGAUACCCUUGAGGUACCAAAGGUGGUUUGUUUUAUAGUCCUAAGGAUCAGAAAGUCAUUGUUAGCACCAAUGCCUGAUUCCUAG